Rhizoctonia solani is the source of this 3945-nucleotide messenger RNA. Its product is annotated as MMS19 nucleotide excision repair protein. The transcript is spliced from 31 exons. The coding region runs from base 1 to 3945 and encodes 1314 amino acids. Gene Ontology annotation, biological process: iron-sulfur cluster assembly. Lineage: Eukaryota; Fungi; Basidiomycota; Agaricomycetes; Cantharellales; Ceratobasidiaceae. Gene Ontology annotation, cellular component: cytosolic [4Fe-4S] assembly targeting complex. The record is from RefSeq and is a predicted model, not a curated record.
AUGGAGAAAUGUCAGGAGCUCGUUAGGACAUAUGUUGCCACUGACGGAGAUGACACUAUUAAGGAGUUGGUCCAGCAUGUCGAUGAUCAAUUACUUACUCUACUGCAUAUCGUAAAGUCUUUAGGGGAGUAUCUGACUAGUGAGGAUGGAAAAAUUAGAGAGAAAGGUAUCAGGCUACUUUCGCACGUUAUAUCUCAGUGUCAGUCAGAGAGAAUUAGCAAACAGUCAACUCGGGUCUUGACAACAUUCUAUCUUGAGAAGAUACAAGAUGCGGAUACAAUCAUACCGGCGCUUGACGGACUCCUUACCUUGACAUCACUCCCUACUUUUGGAACGAAUGAAGCUACAGAUACGGCUCACUCGGUUAUCAGUCAUAUCUCAAUGAAGGCUCUCGUGCAAUCGGUGCGAUACGUUGUGUUCAGGAUAAUCGACGCGUUGUUUGCAAAACACCUGGCCGCACUCGUAUCAAGCCCCACGUUCCUUCCCGGUUACAUCAAACUUGCGGAAGGGGAAAAGGACCCAAGAAAUCUAUUACUGGCUUUCAAUAUUGCGAGGGUUAUUGCACUCGAAUUCGAUAUCACCAAUCACAUUGAUGAUCUCUUUGAUAUCACAUUUUGUUACUUCCCGAUCACAUUCAAGCCUCCGCCCAACGACCCGUAUGGGAUCACAACCGAGGAUUUGAAAUCUUCACUUAGUGCAUGUUUGUCUGCUACACCGCGAUUUGGACCACUAGCCCUUCCGUUAUUCUUAGAGAAAUUGUCCGCGACGGCUGGGAACACCAAGGUUAUUUUUAAUUUCGCGGGCUUGUGCUUGCCUGUUUAUGGACCAGCCGUCGCGAAAAGCUUUGCUUCUCAAAUGUGGUCUGCAUUCAAGUUGGAAAUAUUUCAACCUCUUGAUGCGGAGACCGCAGAUAAAGCAGUCAACGCGCUUACCACAUUGCUCUUGGUGCUAGGAAAGAACAAAACAGCAGGACCUGGAUCCACAGAAGAAGUUAUAGAUGAGCUCACCGAAGAAGUUACCACAGAGUGCUUACGCGUGUUAAGAGAGCCGGAGAAGAGCCAGGCACAGCAUGCUAUAAAAAUAGUAAAUGCGUGUCUUGACACUGCGUCGGCAAUCUGCACUUAUACACUUAACCGCGUCGCUCCCUUCUUGAUUAAACAAUUUCACGAUCCCGAUGAGGCUGCGCACCGUGACCCAAUUCUGGCUGCGCUCAGAGAUGUUCUUCAUGCUAUUCGUGAACUUAAAGAGGGACCAUGCCGUGAGGCGUCAUUGGCCUUCCUAAAGGCGAAUAAGGACACUACGCUUGGCGCAUUGACCUCGGGUUUGAAUACGAAAGUUUCACGUGGAUCAGCACUUAGCGGCUUGCUCCAGAUUUCUUAUAUGCAAGGCGUGCUAUCCAACGAAGAAAUGGCAUUUGUGGUGCACAAGAUCAAUGAAUUGUUAGGAUCCGAAAAAGAUGAACUUGAGGAUUUAAGGCCGAUAGCUCUUGAAGUUCUAAAUGUCAUCUCAAUUGUUUCACCCAAGGUAGUGGAGGAAAACACUCUCCCCAUGCUCUUUGCGGCCCUUCCUGAUAAGGCACCAGCCCGGGAUGCAGACGAAGAACGUGCAAAGUACUGGGCCAUUCUUUCGGCACUUGCAACACUUUGUGAAGCUCCUACGCUAUUCGAAGUUCUCGUGAUCAGACUUUCAACAAAACUCGAGAUCAUUUGUGGCACGGGACCCGCUGAUCGAGAAUGUACAGCUGCUUACGCAAGUGCAUUGCUACAAACCAUCUCAAACGUACUUGCACGUAAAUCAGAGGCUGCACAUCCAGAUGUACCGAAAUACCUGGAUCGAUUACUUCCAACUCUACUCACAUCGGUGGUCACAGCUGCAAUAUCACCCACGCCUGAGAAUGAAGUUGCCACUCAUCCAAAGAUUAUUCAUCCCAUCGCAUCAGUUUUUAGUGUGGUUAUACGCUCCGCCCCUACCGCGAAACAAGCCAGUUUUAUUAACUCCUUGUCAAAACUUUUCUACGAAGCUCGCGUGGAGGGCGUGUUAAUGUCCAAACUUCCGGCUCAAUGCAAUUUCAACCCUUUUGAUGAAAAUGCCCCAUACGAGCAACGUAAUGUUGUAAUAUUGCUUACUGCAUCUAUCGUUCCACUGCGGCCAGAGACUGAAUUGCCUUUCGAAGACCUAGAUCAAACUUUAUCGUCGUUAGUAGAGUGGUGCACUAACGAUCGGACAAGCGAUGUACAAUCUAUUAAUGCCACCCGACUCAUAUCUUCUCUGGUUAACAAACAUUCCGAAAGAUUAAAAUCAUGGAUGGAUGGGUACCUACCAAACUUUUGGCAGGAGACUAUAUACAAUCCAAGGCAAGUCAGGCAGGUCAGAAUUCGGGCUCUUCAAGUCUGGGUUGCGGUGACUCGUGCACUGGUUGUCCAAAGUCACCAGAAGGGUGAUGAAUGCGUCAAUAAUGUGUUCUCUCUUUUCGAAGAUCCCCUGGUCGGUCGCGCCGCAGGAAAGGCAAUUGGAGAAAUAGCACUGAAUGAUGAUGGGGUUCUCACAAAAAAGAACAGUGCAACUAUUCGAGACCCAUCCGUAGCUGUUUGCACUCCAAAAGUUAUGUGCCCGCUUAUUGCCGAGGUUAUAUUGGGCUAUAAGGAGUCCAAAGAGUCCCUGAUCCAAGACGCCUACCUGGUCGCUCUGGCCUCGCUUAUCAAGGCGGUUCCCAAGUCGACGUAUGCGGAGUACCUAUCAGUGUUGAUGCCAAUUCUCCUCAGGGGCUUAAGUCUCGAGGGCACAGAACUAAGGACCAACAUCUUUCAAACUCUUCUCCAAGUUGCCAAGGACACUGCAGAAUUAAGUGCUACCAACACGGGCCCACUUGCCGAACAUGCUGGCUCCUUAAUCAAGGCCGCAUUGUCUAAUUCUCAACAUUCUGAAGCGAUAACUCCAAGUAUUCAGGUAUGUGCCCUACAGUUGUUGGCGAUCCUGCCUGGUGCAUUGCGCUACGAUAUACUACACCCAUAUAAGAGUGAAGUGAUCCGGAAGCUCGGAUCAGCUCUUGAUGAUCGAAAAAGAGCUGGUUUACGGCUACGUCUCGCGUACAAAUGGACGCUUGAAAUCAAACAAGGUCUUGGGAGCCCUCUCGUCAUGCCAGUCAACGAGGCCGCCGAGAAUAUACUCGCUACCAUUGGCACGGUGCUGUGGACUGCACAAUUAGUGCCACAAGUCGUCAAGAGUUUUCGCGAGAAAUCAACAGAGGGCCUUUCGCCAUGGCUAAUGUUCAUCUGGGCUCUCUCAGCUUGGUUUUUGGGCGUUUAUGCGAUUGUCCAGAAUAUUAGUAUACCGAUUAUACUCCAGCCACAGCUCUUUGGAGCACUUGCCGCGCUGUCUUGGAUACAGGCAUGUUGGAAGGUCGAAGGCCUUCUGUGCUUCACUUUACGUGUUCUUCUUGAUGGCCAUGGCAGGUGGACUUCCGAUCCUACAUUGACAAAAUUCCCUGUGAACCAGCGAACUGACAGGGCAGGGAAUGAAUGGCCUACUCGGGUGAUGGGCAUUAUGAGCGCACUUCUGAUUGCUCUAGGUCUCUUGCCCCAGUAUUGGGAGAUAUGGAAGCGAAAAGAGGUAGUUGGAGUCUCUAUGCUUUUCAUGUCGGUAGAUAUGCUAGGAGGGGUGUUCAGUGUGCUGUCUUUGGUAUUCCAAGCUCAGUUUGAUGCUGUGGCGGCAGUAUCAUACGUCCUUGUUGUGGUACUCGAUGGUGUAGUUGUGCUUGCCGCGCUCAUCCUUAACCCGAUAGCUAAACGGCGACGUGAGCGCGAAGAUCAAAGUACAGUUGCUCCCGGAGAGGUUAGCGACCUUGAGAUAGGUCAGCAGUUGCACGAGGGCCGAAUUGUGCUCGCCGAGGCAGUAGCCGCUGUCCAAUCCAAACAUGGGCCGUCGCCAAUGAAACAGAUUGAAUGA